Messenger RNA from Triplophysa dalaica, 1898 nucleotides. It is a transcript of the gene prozb, whose product is annotated as protein Z, vitamin K-dependent plasma glycoprotein b. The record is from RefSeq and is a predicted model, not a curated record. Gene Ontology annotation, biological process: blood coagulation; proteolysis. Gene Ontology annotation, cellular component: extracellular region. Lineage: Eukaryota; Metazoa; Chordata; Actinopteri; Cypriniformes; Nemacheilidae. The transcript has 8 exons. Gene Ontology annotation, molecular function: serine-type endopeptidase activity; calcium ion binding. The coding region runs from base 260 to 1498 and encodes 412 amino acids.
AAAUACAAACACACAUUCUGCACAUAAAGAGAUGAAAUGUGUACGUUUGUAACCGAAGAUUCAACAUUAUUAACAUUCUCUUUUGGAUGACCUGUGUGUCUGUGAUGUGAGGUGAAGAUCUUCAUUUCUCUCUCUCACUCCUGUGAGCCGGUUUGGACGAAAGCGUCUGUUUCAAUGCGAUGUGAAUGUGAAUGUGGGAGGUCAAAACUCCGCUGGGUGUUUCUCUAGAUCACUUUCAGACAGACAUCUGGGAAGAUUAAUGUCAAUGAUGGAACGCUUUGUGUUGUGUUUGCUCUUAUGGACACUGAACAAUCAUCAGGCGAUGUCGUUGGAAGAACGCACAGUAUUUCAGUCGCCCCGACAGGCCAACGCUGUUCUCUUGAGAUCCAGACGGGCCAACAUGUUUCUCGUGGAGGAGAUUCUUCAGGGCAAUCUGGAGCGCGAGUGUUUCGAGGAGAAAUGCAGUCGAGAAGAAGCCCGAGAAUGUUUCGAGGAUGAACAGAAAACUGAAGCGUUUUGGAACAAAUAUUACGAUGGAGAUCAGUGCACAUCACAACCAUGUAGAAACGGAGGCACGUGUACGGAUCUCAUCGGAGGAUACAGAUGUAAAUGUACUGAGAUGUACAGCGGCUUGAACUGUGACACAGAUGUUUCUCAGUGUCCGUCUGAAGGCCCUUCAGUCUGUGAGCAUUUCUGCAGACCAUCACAGGGUUCAUAUCACUGUUUCUGUGCGCGGGGAUACACACUUCACCCCAACAAGAGGAACUGUUUACCUCAGGUUCAGAACCCUUGUGGGAUCUUAGAGAGCUUCAACCAAACCAGUGACAUCAUAUUCUGUCCCGAUGGACGCUGUUCGUGGGAGGUGAAGUUUGUGAAGGCUGAUGGUGAUGUCAUCUGUCACGGCGUGAUCCUAGGACGGAAGUCUGUGUUGACAUCAGCCGUGUGUGCGCUCGCACUGAAGGAUAUCAACGUUACUGCCGUUGCAACAGGUGGUGAUUCUGUGGUGAAUCUGCGCGUGUCCAGCUGGACGCCUCAUAAGAGGUUCGUGUCCGGACCGCUGGAGGACAAUCUGGCCUUUCUGGAGCUGAAAGAGUCCAUUCCACAGGAGCUGCGAGGCGUCCCGCUGUGUCUGCCGGAGAAAGACUUCAGUGAGAAUAUUCUAAUGAGGAGCGGACGAGAGGGCGUGGUCAUGGGCGGGGCCGGACACUCUUAUCUCCCCCUGGAUGACUGCCGAGACUCUCUCAAUCUCACAUUCUUAAUGACCAACACCAUGUUCUGUAUGGAGAAGCAGAAGUCUAAAGUGAGAUCUAAACCUGAUGUGAAGUGUGAGGUGAAGUCUGGCAGUCCCGUCGCUACAGUGGAGGGAAAGACGGCGUUCCUGACCGGAAUCUCUCUGUCUGAUGGAGACUGUCAUCGUGGACUUGUGUUCACUAAAUUAUCUAGAUACCUGCACUGGAUCCGUCCGCUCCUGAACGCUGUCGAGAAUAAUCAAGCAUGAUCUCACAGCGACACGUGAUUGAAACACAACUCUGUGACAUCAUCAACCAACUGCCGUCAUGAACGGGUUAUGUCACAGUUUUACCCAAAUCAAAAAUCAAAUCUACAAUCACUAUGCUACAGCAAGUACACUUGAUUCCUUAUUUUGUAAUAGUAGGUUCACCUCGUACAUACUUUUUAUUCAGACAUACUACUGUGGGCAAGUAUGCAUACUUCAAAUUAGUUUUGAGAAUCCAUUUAUAGACUGCAGCUGCGCUGAUGGUGUCCAUCUGUUAUCAUGACUUCAUUAUGUUGACUGCAAUCAUGAACCUGAUAAUCUCAUAUUCGUAAAAGGUACCCACAAUGCAACACAAACCUUUUGGGCUUCAUUUUCCUUACACAAAAUAAAAUGUCUGAGUGUA